AUGAUUGUGUGGGUUCAGCUUCCGGCUAUGAAGAUACAUUUUUAUCAUAAGGAGGUUCUGACCACGCUGGGAAACCUUAUAGGGCGAAUGAUCAAGCUAGAUUUCCACACCCUUAACCGGCAACGAGCCAAAUUUGCUCGGAUGGCGGUGGAGGUCGAUCUUUCUAAGCACCUUGUUCCGAGAAUAUGGCUUGAUGACGCCUGGCAGAAAGUGGAGUAUGAAAAUCUUUCGGCGGUCUAUUUCGACUGCGGAAAGAUUGGGCAUACUGAGACAGGCUGCCCCCAUAGGCAACUUGCAAAUCCGACGGCCACUUUGGCGAUCUCCGGCAAGUCAUUGCCGGCCGAACGAGCUAAUCAAGCGGCGGAUGAACCGAACCCGGGCUUCGGGCCAUGGAUGCUGGUAACCCGCAAAAGUCACGGAAUCAACGGGAUGUGGAUAGAAAAGGAAAACAGGAGAGUGAAAGGGGGAAACCUGCCGCAUGAAACCUUGGUAAUUUGGGAAAAUUUUCUCCACCUGGGAAAGGAGCAAUUACUCUCACCAAGGAAUGUGGGAAUCUCCAGCAAUUGA
This is a messenger RNA of Linum trigynum, 567 nucleotides long. Lineage: Eukaryota; Viridiplantae; Streptophyta; Magnoliopsida; Malpighiales; Linaceae. The record is from the annotation of a GenBank genome assembly.